Molecule: messenger RNA, 2030 nt
Organism: Hippocampus zosterae (dwarf seahorse)
Lineage: Eukaryota; Metazoa; Chordata; Actinopteri; Syngnathiformes; Syngnathidae
Gene: fbxo34
Product: F-box protein 34
Exons: 3
Coding region: 509-1777 (422 amino acids)
Molecular function (GO): protein binding
Source: RefSeq, a predicted model, not a curated record
ACACCCGUAUUGUUCAUGAAAAGAAAAAAACUUUUUCACAACCUGUCUCUCUCUCUCAAAACUGAACGCUAUGAUGAGAUCUAUUCGCACAGUUUUUGCUAUUCGUGUCCCCUCCCGUUUGCGACCCUCGUGAGCAUGAAGCAGAUCAGGAAAAAAAAGUAUCACUCCACGAAACGAGCGCAGGUGCGUGCUAUCCUCUUCACCGUAGACGAUCUUCGUACGUCCAGUGACGUCACGGCGCCGCGGCUCCAGCCGGAGGUAAAAGCCAAAGUGAAGACCGACGUCAAGGUCUCGUCCGCCGUGGGAGUGCCCCGCGCGUCCCGAGCCUUCUUGGGAGGCCCCCGAAGGCGCCGUCGCCGGCCUACCAAGGACGAUUCGGAAUCAGGUCAUCACCCGUUGACGAGCCCUCGUCGCGCUCACCCGGCGCGACAUGUGACAAGCCGUCAGUCAAACCAGGCUCCUCCUCCUUUGACCCUAAGCCAAUCGCGGCGCCAUCUGGAGGCCCGCCAUGCACGUCAAGCCGCUGCGCUCCGAGCUGCGCGUGGAUGUGUCGGGGAGGGGCACGCCGCCCGGGGCCGUCAACGGCGGCGGGCGCCGCCCCCUCGGCGCCAUCGCCGGCAACGCGCUGAGGGGGCGGGCCUGCCCGCCGCCGCCGCUCUCGCUUUGUCCGGCCAAAGACGAUCCCGCCGCCUUCCUUGACAUGUGCGCCGUCAUCAAGCCGGGCCACGUCCGCGAGAAGAUCGCCCUCUUCGCUCCGGACUCCGCCUCCGUCCGCGCCCCCUCGACCCGGGCCGGGAAGGUGAAGAGCAGCCGGCGGGAAAAUGGCGACGCCAAGCGACGGCGGAGGUCCGCGGGCCACAAAAACCUCCGGCGCGACGCCGGCGCCUCGGACCGGAGUUGGGCGGAGGGGGCGGAGCCCAAGGUGUCGGUGGGCGCCAUGGUGGCGUUCCUGGAGCGGCGGCGCCGCAGCGGCGGGCGCCACGCCGGGCUGCCCCCCCUGCCGGAGGACCCGGAGAGCGUGCGCGUGUCGGACGUGGUGGCCAAGCUGGAGUGUUUGCAGCGUCGCGACGGAGGGGGCGCCUUCACGACACCGAGGAGGUGGGUGGGCCGCCUCCUGCUGACCGCCGGUCCCGCUGCGUCCCCUCCGGCCGACGCUCGCCGCGACGACCCGACCCAACGCUCCCGGUCGCCCCCUGCGGGCGGCGCCGCGACUCCGGAGACGCCGCCCUCGCUCGGGGAGACCGAGCCCCCUCCCGGGUUGCUGUUUCUCUCCGCGCCCUCGCCGCCGCCCCCUGGCGUCCGCUGGUACGAGUCGCAGGCGGAGGCGGCGGCGCCCGAUGACUUUGCGCAGACGAGGCGGCGGCUGGGCGAGCUGCUGGAGCCGCCGGCCACUUUGGCGACGCUGCCGCAGGACGUGCUGGCGGGCGUCUUUGCGCUGUUGCCCACCCGCAGCCUGGCGGCCCUCAAGUGCGCCUGCCGCUACUUCAAGUCGCUCAUCGAGAGCUACGGCGUGCGGCCCGCCGACUCCCUGUGGGUGUCGGACCCCCGCUACCGCGACGACCCCUGCAAGAAGUGCAAGCGGCGCUACGGGCGCGGCGACGCCUCGCCGUGCCGCUGGCACCACAAGCCGUACUGCCAGGCGCUGCCGUUCGGGCCCGGCUUCUGGCUGUGCUGCCGCCGCCUGCGCCGGGACGCCCCCGGCUGCAACGUGGGGCUCCACGACAACCGCUGGGUGCCCGCCUACGUCGCCGGCUGCCGCGGGAGCGCCGACGACUGAGCUGCGUGGCAACCCCCCCCCACCACCACCACCCCCUCCCUCUUCCCUGACUUUUGUCGGCUGAGGAAGGAGUCUCGGGCAGGACUCGCUUCCGCAACUGGAAGUCGCGGCUCGGGCGGCCAUUUUACAUUUCUUUACUUUGUUUUUGGGGGAGGGACGCGAUGUUUGUUUACGUGUACAUAAAAAUGACUUUUAAGAAAGCCAAGUUGGUGUAUUGAAGAUGCUGCAAUAAAAAGACCGAUUAAAAAAAAAA